Molecule: messenger RNA, 1600 nt
Organism: Carica papaya (papaya)
Lineage: Eukaryota; Viridiplantae; Streptophyta; Magnoliopsida; Brassicales; Caricaceae
Source: RefSeq, a predicted model, not a curated record
AAAAAAAGUAAACAAUACGAAGUACCCAAUGAAAGUGGGAGCUGACGCCAAGAAUUUUGGAAUAUGAUCACAGUAAAGGAAGGAAUUCUGGGACGAUGAUCAAUUUCAGGCUUCGUUUCUAUGUUUGAUCUCUGAUGAUAUCCGAGAAACGAAGACAUGUUUGGCUGCAAAUGCUUGUACUGGAGCGGUGUCGAUAAUUUCUCCCCUACUGAGCCUGAAACUUUCUCCCUGCCAGCACCAAUUCCCCAAUGGCCUCCAGGUCAAGGAUUUGCUUCUGGAAGAAUAAAUCUAGGAGAAAUAGAAGUUACUAAAAGCUUCCGGCUCGAAUUCAUCUGGGGUUAUAGUCCAUCGCAAGACAAAAAGAAGGGCAUUUCAUUUUAUAAACCAGUUGGAAUACCUGAUGGUUUUCAUUGCCUUGGUCACUACUGCCAGUCUAAUUCUAAACCUUUCAGAGGUUAUGUUCUACUGGCUAGAGAAUUAGCUUCUUGCGAACCAAGUGAAAAUGUGCUUAGCCCUACUAACCUACCAAUUGAUGCUACUGGCUCAAAUUCUAGUGGUGGAACAAAUGAUGGUGAGUUUGGGAUAGAUUUGCCAGCUGAUGAACGGAGAAACAGUAUUAUCUAUGGAAAUUUAGGGAGUGCUAAACUUUAUGUACAUAUGAAGCCUGCUCUUGGUGGGACUUUUACUGAUAUUGCAAUGUGGGUCUUUUGUCCGUUUAAUGGACCAGGCACCCUUAAAAUUGGACAAAUGAAUAUGCCUUUUAGCAAGGUUGGACAACAUCUAGGCGAUUGGGAACAUUUCACUCUCCGAAUCUGCAACCUUACUGGAGAACUAUGGAGCAUAUACUUCUCCCAGCACAGUGGUGGUGAAUGGGUGGAUGCUUAUGAUUUGGAGUAUAUAGAAGGUAAUAAAGCCAUUGUCUAUUCAUCAAAAAAUGGACAUGCAAGCUACCCUCAUCCUGGAAUCUAUCUUCAAGGAUCGAUUAAGCUUGGAAUUGGAGUAAGGAAUGAUGCUGCACGUAGUAGUCUAUACGUGGAUUCGAGCAGCCAUUAUGAGAUUAUUGCAGCAGAAUAUCUUGGUGAUGGAGUUGUUGCUGAGCCUGGUUGGUUGCAGUUCAUGAGAGAAUGGGGUCCUAAAAUUGUCUACGGUUCAAGCACUGAACUGAAUAAGGUGAUUAAACGCUUACCUUUGUUGUUCAGAUUCCGAGUGGAGAACAUGUGUUGCAAGUUACCAAUGGAGUUAUACGGAGAGGAAGGCCCUACUGGACCCAAGGAGAAGAACAACUGGGUGGGUGAUGAAAGAGGCUAGAUUUAAACUUUGAUGGAGUUUGCUUCAUCUUCAACUCAUGUAUUUAAGUUACGUGGUCGCUACAAUUUAUUGAUUGCAUAGCAGAUCAUCUAAAUUUACUAGAUUUAUCAUUCUUGAUGUAAAUAUUAAAGAGGGUUCUGAUAGAAUUUCUGUUUAAGUUAAAGGAAUGAUUAAGAAAUCAAGUAGAACCCAGCAGCAGGUAUCUGCAAUCUGAUACAGUUAUUUGAUUGUAUGGUGAAAAGGUAAGUUGAUAAUGGAGAUUAGAAGAGGUCUGGUCUUUCCACUUCCAGUA